Molecule: messenger RNA, 860 nt
Organism: Lotus japonicus
Lineage: Eukaryota; Viridiplantae; Streptophyta; Magnoliopsida; Fabales; Fabaceae
Product: dirigent protein 19-like
Exons: 1
Coding region: 17-574 (185 amino acids)
Source: RefSeq, a predicted model, not a curated record
AGAGGAAAGUUGUACUAUGAUGGCUUCCCUUCUUAGUUUCCUCCUUGCCUUUCAUCUCACUGUUAUCAUGUCAAGUUCCCUAACCACAACAAGUGAAGUGUUCUCAGAGCAGUCUCUUGCAAAACCUGUGGAAAAACUCACCCAACUCCACUUCUAUUUCCAUGACAACCUAACUAGUAAAAACCCAACCGCUAUGCAAAUUGUUGGACCUCCAAAAGGUUCCACUGGUGGUUUUGGAGCCAUUUUCAUGAUGGAUGAUCCAUUAACUGAAGGACCAAGUCCAAGUUCAAAGCUGAUUGGAAAAUCUCAGGGGAUGUAUGCUAUAGCUUCUCAACAUGAGUUUGGGUUGCUCAUGGUCCUGAACUUUGUUUUCAUAGAGGGUGUGUACAAUGGUAGCACCCUCAGCAUUCUUGGGAGGAAUGUUGUUAUGGAAAAAGUUAGGGAAAUGCCUGUUGUAGGAGGUAGUGGGGUAUUCAGAUUUGCAAGGGGUUCUGCUUUGGCUAAGACUUAUAUGUUUAACACUACUUCUGGUGUUGCAAUUGUUGAGUACAAUGUGUCUGUGAUGCAUGUUUGAGCAUUAUGCUGAAGUUGUAAUUUUUAGGUUGUUUUUACUGGGGUUGAAUGUGAUGAUCACUUAGUUCGUUUAGAAUAAUAAUAAAAAAAAAGAAUCCGAUGGCUUAAUUGUCCUGGUUCUGUGGUUUAUAUCUAUGUAAUAUGUACGUAAUGUGUGUACUGAGUGGUUAUUAAGUUUUAGUGGUAGUCUUGCUUUAGUGGCAGAAAUCACUGAUACUACAGUUUGUAAUGCUGGAGAUGUAGUUAUGCUUGACUCAAUGAAAUAUAACUGUUUGUAGUCCUGUGUA